Zasmidium cellare ATCC 36951 is the source of this 1485-nucleotide messenger RNA. RefSeq lists its product as uncharacterized. The record is from RefSeq and is a predicted model, not a curated record. The transcript is spliced from 2 exons. Gene Ontology annotation, molecular function: succinate-semialdehyde dehydrogenase (NAD+) activity. Bases 1 to 1485 code for a protein of 494 amino acids. NCBI's taxonomy places the organism in Eukaryota, Fungi, Ascomycota, Dothideomycetes, Mycosphaerellales, Mycosphaerellaceae.
AUGCCAUUCGUAAAAGAUAGCCAGGAUCGAGAUAUCGUUCCAAUCUUCAUCGACGGCGCAGCCUUGCCGAUCGACGGAUCCCGCAUACACCCCGUGAUAGGAUCGACCGACGACAGGACCCUGCAUUACUACGCUGCCGCUGACAGAGCGGCUUGCGAUAGAGCGUGCGAGGCGGCGUGGAAAACCUUCGUUGGGGAAGCGCUCGCGACAGGGGCGAAUGGCUGGCGACGAGUAUCGGCAGAGACGCGGAGAGAUAUCCUUCUGGGUGUGGCUCAUCUAUACAACAAGAGACGAGCCGAACUCGUCGAAGCACAAGUCGCAGAGACGAAUUGUCCUGAAGCAUGGGCUGAGCAGAACGUCAACCUCUCGAUCAAAUAUCUGAAGGAAAUCGCUAGCCGUAUCAGCUCCAUUCACGGCGAGAUCCCGCCUAUCGAGAAGGAAGACACGUUCGCCUUUGUCUUCAAAGAGCCCAUAGGCCCCAUUCUCUGCAUCCCACCAUGGAAUGCAGCCCUCGUCCUCGCAACUCGUGCCCUCGCAAGUGCCAUAGGAGCAGGCUGCACGGUCGUCCUCAAAGCCAGCGAGCUCUGCCCAUACACGCACAGCCUAAUCGUGGACAUCUUCCACGAAGCCAAGCUCCCCAAAGGCGUCCUCAACUCGCUCUCCACAGACCGAUCCACCGCCGCAGAAAUCACCACCCACCUCAUCGCCAACCCACACAUCCGCAAAAUCGAAUUCAUCGGCUCCGCAGCCGUAGGCCGUGAAAUCGGCGCCGUGGCCGCCAAACACCUCAAACCCAUCCUCAUGGAACUUGGAGGGAAGUGUCCCGCCCUCGUCCUCCAAGGCGCAGAUCUCCACAAAGCCGCCAACCUCUGCGCUCAGGGGGCUACGCUGCACCACGGCCAGAUCUGCUUCUCAACGGAGAGAAUCAUCGUGCAAAAAUCCAUCGCGAAAGAAUUUCAACCCCUCCUCCUCAAAGCCAUCAAAGACCAACCCCCUGCCCGAGCUGUCAGCGCCUCCUUCGCAGAGAAAGGCUCCGCUCUCCUCCAACACGCCGCCUCCUCCCCGGGAGCGAAAUUCCUCACGGGCUUCCCGACUCUAUCCACGCCCGCUAGUCUCACACCCAGCAUCAUCCUCAUCGACACAUCCAAAGACCCGAACAUCCGCCUCAUCGAUGAAGAAUCCUUCACACCCUCCGCUUCUCUGUAUGUAGUGAACGACGACAUCGAAGCAAUCCGCGUCGCGAACAGCAGUUCGUACGGCUUGAAUGCGACAAUUCACUGUAAUGAUAUGGAGAGAGCGAUGAAAGUCGCGAGGGAGCUGGAGGCCGGGCAGGUGCACGUGAAUUCGAGCAGUGUGUUUACGAGUGCGACGGGGCCGCAGGGCGGUGUUAAGGGGAGCGGAUGGGGGAGACAGAAUGCGAAGUGGGGGUUGGAGGAGUUUUUGGUGGAGAAGUUUGUUACGUGGCAUGGGAGGGGUGGAGCUUGA